AUGCACCGGAAGCUACUUCUUUUGUGUGCUAUAUCAUUGAUAUACUUUACGAGAAACAUCUCUCCCAUUUUAGCAUCCAUCGCCUUCUCAAUCAUAGGGUAUUUGGCAACAGAUUACUUGAUUCCAAAAGUUUCCAAUUCAUACGUUAAAAUCGGAUUACAUGGCAAAGACAUGAGUAAACCCGGUAGACCAUUACUACCUGAAUGUAUUGGAUCCGUCUCUGCGGUCGUUUAUGUGUUCAUCAUGCUUUUUUAUAUUCCAUUCAUCUUUUACACGUAUCUCUCGUCCAACAAUGGUAAUAAUCACGGCGAAACGGCCAUUUUGGAAACAAAUCCCCAAGUGGCCAUCUUUCCACAUAAUAAAUUGGCUGAAUAUUUGAGUAGUUUAUUAUGCCUACAGACAACAAUUCUUCUGGGUGUAGCCGACGAUUUAUUUGAUUUGCGUUGGAGACACAAGUUUUUUCUUCCAGCAGUAGCAGCAAUCCCAUUGUUAAUGGUUUAUUAUGUCGAUUUCAACGUCACAUAUGUUUUGAUCCCCAAAUUUGUCAUGAAUUGGUUAAAUCUUCGUGAUUCGUCUGUCAUCAAUCUCGGAUUUUUUUACUAUGUAUAUAUGGCAUCAAUGGCAAUCUUUUGUCCAAAUUCCAUCAAUAUUCUAGCCGGAGUUAAUGGUCUAGAAGUGGGCCAGAGUAUCGUCUUGGCUCUCUUAGCUUUGAUAAAUGACGUUCUUUAUUUAGGAAUGGGAAUUGAAGCCACCAAAUCGAGACAUAGAUUCUCUGCUGCUUUAAUCAUUCCUUUCCUUGGUGUCUCGUUGGCUUUGUAUAAAUGGAAUCGUUGGCCUGCUAAAGUAUUUGUCGGUGAUACGUACUGCUAUUUUGCUGGAAUGGUAUUUGCUGUCGUUGGAAUAUUGGGCCAUUUCUCAAAGACAAUGUUACUGCUAUUCAUACCUCAAAUAUUAAAUUUCAUUUAUAGUGUACCACAAUUAUUUCAUCUGGUCCCAUGCCCAAGGCACAGAUUACCAAAAUUCAACGAAAAUGAUGGUCUCAUGUACCCAUCAAUGGCAGAUCUAAAGACUACAAAACCAAAGCCAAUUGUGCUUCGUGUGCUGAAAUUAUUACAUACUUUCAAAUUGAUUCAUUUAGAAUAUGAGGAGAAAACAAAGGAGAUAAUUGCUUGUUCGAAUAUGACAUUACUAAAUCUUAUAUUAGUUUGGUCAGGGCCUCUAAGGGAAGAUAAAUUGUGUGAAAGAAUACUAUUGAUUCAAUUUUCCAUUGGCAUACUAUCCAUACUUUUGAGACAUUCUCUAGGUAGUAUAAUGUUUGGUCACGAUAACUUAUGGGAUAUUCAUUAA
Messenger RNA from Kazachstania africana CBS 2517, 1347 nucleotides. RefSeq names its product UDP-N-acetylglucosamine--dolichyl-phosphate N-acetylglucosaminephosphotransferase (gene ALG7). The coding region runs from base 1 to 1347 and encodes 448 amino acids. The record is from RefSeq and is a predicted model, not a curated record. The transcript has a single exon. Gene Ontology annotation, biological process: protein N-linked glycosylation; dolichol-linked oligosaccharide biosynthetic process. NCBI's taxonomy places the organism in Eukaryota, Fungi, Ascomycota, Saccharomycetes, Saccharomycetales, Saccharomycetaceae. Gene Ontology annotation, cellular component: membrane. Gene Ontology annotation, molecular function: UDP-N-acetylglucosamine-dolichyl-phosphate N-acetylglucosaminephosphotransferase activity.